Molecule: messenger RNA, 9201 nt
Organism: Loxodonta africana (African savanna elephant)
Lineage: Eukaryota; Metazoa; Chordata; Mammalia; Proboscidea; Elephantidae
Gene: MIB1
Product: MIB E3 ubiquitin protein ligase 1
Exons: 22
Coding region: 75-3167 (1030 amino acids)
Biological process (GO): protein ubiquitination; endocytosis; Notch signaling pathway
Cellular component (GO): cytoplasm
Molecular function (GO): ubiquitin-protein transferase activity; protein binding; zinc ion binding
Source: RefSeq, a predicted model, not a curated record
CCGGGCCCAGCUCCCUCACGGGCCCCCCGGCAGCAGCGGCGGCGGCAGCAGCGGAGCCCACCGCCCGGGCCCCGAUGAGUAACUCCCGGAAUAACCGGGUGAUGGUGGAAGGGGUCGGGGCCCGGGUAGUGCGCGGCCCGGAUUGGAAGUGGGGGAAGCAGGACGGCGGCGAGGGCCAUGUGGGCACCGUCCGGAGCUUCGAGAGCCCCGAGGAAGUGGUGGUAGUGUGGGACAACGGCACCGCCGCCAACUACCGCUGCUCCGGGGCCUACGACUUGCGCAUCCUGGACAGCGCGCCCACGGGCAUCAAACAUGAUGGAACCAUGUGUGACACCUGUCGUCAACAACCUAUCAUUGGCAUUCGAUGGAAAUGUGCAGAAUGUACAAAUUAUGAUUUGUGCACAGUUUGUUAUCAUGGAGAUAAACAUCAUUUAAGACAUCGCUUUUAUAGAAUUACUACACCAGGAAGUGAGCGGGUUCUGUUAGAAUCUCGUAGAAAAUCUAAGAAGAUUACAGCCAGAGGAAUCUUUGCAGGUGCCAGAGUGGUACGAGGAGUAGACUGGCAGUGGGAAGACCAAGACGGUGGAAAUGGGCGUAGGGGAAAGGUAACUGAAAUCCAGGACUGGAGUGCAUCAAGCCCACACAGUGCAGCAUAUGUUCUCUGGGAUAAUGGUGCUAAGAACCUUUACAGAGUUGGCUUUGAGGGCAUGUCUGAUCUGAAGUGUGUCCAGGAUGCCAAAGGAGGUUCUUUCUACAGAGAUCACUGCCCUGUUCUAGGUGAGCAAAAUGGUAACAGGAAUCCUGGUGGAUUACAGAUUGGUGACCUGGUAAAUAUAGAUCUUGACCUAGAAAUUGUGCAGUCUUUGCAGCACGGCCAUGGAGGAUGGACUGAUGGCAUGUUUGAGACUUUAACUACAACUGGAACUGUUUGUGGCAUUGAUGAAGAUCAUGACAUUGUAGUACAGUAUCCAAGUGGCAAUAGGUGGACCUUCAAUCCCGCUGUUCUCACUAAAGCAAAUGUUGUCCGAAGCGGGGAUGCUGCUCAAGGUGCAGAAGGAGGCACCUCCCAGUUCCAAGUUGGUGAUCUUGUACAAGUUUGUUAUGAUCUGGAAAGAAUUAAACUUCUACAGAGAGGACAUGGAGAAUGGGCUGAAGCUAUGCUUCCAACUUUAGGUAAAGUUGGCCGAGUACAACAGAUUUAUUCAGACAGUGAUUUAAAGGUGGAAGUUUGUGGAACAUCUUGGACAUAUAACCCAGCAGCCGUUUCCAAGGUGGCAUCUGCAGGAUCAGCCAUUAGCAAUGCAUCUGGUGAAAGACUCUCCCAACUCCUGAAGAAAUUAUUUGAAACCCAGGAAUCUGGUGACCUCAAUGAAGAAUUAGUUAAGGCUGCUGCCAAUGGAGACGUUGCUAAAGUGGAAGAUUUGCUAAAGAGACCAGAUGUGGAUGUAAAUGGGCAAUGUGCUGGCCACACAGCUAUGCAAGCUGCUAGUCAGAAUGGACAUGUUGACAUUUUGAAGUUACUUUUGAAGCAAAAUGUGGAUGUAGAAGCAGAGGAUAAAGAUGGAGAUAGAGCAGUUCACCAUGCAGCUUUUGGAGAUGAAGGUGCAGUUAUAGAAGUACUGCACCGAGGCAGUGCUGAUUUGAAUGCUCGCAACAAGCGCAGACAGACACCACUUCAUAUUGCGGUCAAUAAAGGUCAUCUUCAAGUUGUGAAGACUUUACUGGACUUCGGCUGUCAUCCCAGUCUCCAGGAUUCUGAAGGCGAUACCCCUCUUCAUGAUGCAAUAAGUAAGAAACGUGAUGAUAUCCUGGCAGUUCUUUUGGAAGCUGGAGCAGAUGUUACCAUCACAAACAAUAACGGAUUCAAUGCUCUACACCAUGCUGCACUCAGAGGAAAUCCCAGUGCAAUGCGUGUUUUACUCUCUAAAUUACCAAGACCUUGGAUUGUGGAUGAGAAGAAAGAUGAUGGUUAUACUGCCUUGCAUCUGGCUGCCCUUAAUAACCAUGUAGAAGUGGCUGAACUGUUAGUACAUCAGUCUUCCUGCAUUGGGCUAACAACGGGCAUCAGCCAGCAAGGAUUUCCAAGAAUAGCUGCCACCGUCAGAGAAGGUAACGCAAACCUGGAUAUCCAGAACGUGAACCAGCAAACUGCCCUGCACCUUGCUGUUGAGCGCCAGCACACCCAGAUUGUUAGGCUUUUGGUCCGUGCAGGUGCCAAACUAGAUAUUCAGGAUAAGGAUGGGGAUACUCCUUUGCAUGAAGCUCUCAGACAUCACACUUUGUCUCAACUUCGACAGCUCCAAGAUAUGCAAGAUGUGGGAAAGGUUGAUGCUGCCUGGGAGCCAUCCAAAAACACACUAAUCAUGGGGCUUGGUACCCAGGGGGCAGAGAAGAAGAGUGCAGCAUCUAUUGCCUGUUUUUUGGCAGCCAAUGGUGCUGACCUUAGCAUUCGGAAUAAGAAGGGCCAGUCACCACUUGAUCUCUGUCCUGAUCCAAGUCUCUGCAAAGCACUGGCAAAAUGUCAUAAAGAAAAAGUCAGCGGUCAAGUAGGUUCUCGGAGCCCUUCUAUGAUUAGUAAUGAUUCUGAAACCUUAGAAGAGUGUGUGGUGUGCUCAGAUAUGAAGAGAGAUACUCUUUUUGGCCCCUGUGGUCAUAUUGCUACCUGUUCUUUAUGUUCUCCACGAGUCAAGAAAUGUCUCAUCUGUAAAGAACAAGUUCAGUCCAGGACAAAGAUUGAAGAAUGUGUGGUAUGCUCUGACAAGAAAGCAGCUGUUCUUUUUCAACCUUGUGGACACAUGUGUGCUUGUGAGAACUGUGCCAGUCUGAUGAAAAAGUGUGUGCAGUGUCGGGCAGUCGUUGAACGAAGGGUGCCUUUCAUCAUGUGCUGUGGAGGGAAAAGUGCCGAAGACACUGCUGAUGAUAUUUCAAGUGGGACUAUUCCAGUGUUACAGAAGGACAAGGAUAAUACCAAUGUCAACGCAGACGUGCAAAAGCUGCAGCAGCAGUUACAGGACAUUAAAGAGCAGACCAUGUGCCCUGUGUGUUUGGAUCGUCUGAAGAAUAUGAUUUUCCUCUGUGGUCACGGAACGUGCCAGCUCUGUGGAGACCGAAUGAGUGAAUGUCCUAUUUGUCGCAAGGCUAUUGAGCGAAGAAUUCUUUUGUAUUAACUAAGAAGCACCGUGUAUUUUGUUAGUGAAAGUAUUUGGUCAUGAGAUGUUAGUAACCUUUUAAGCCAGUUGGAGGUUCCAAUGAAUUAAUUUCUGAUCAUCAUAGUUUCUUCACUAGAGUGUAAUGAGACUACGUAUACCAGAACAAGAAAAACCCCUACAAAACAGUGUUUGAAACUACCUUGUUUUGCUUUUUCUGAUUUGAAGAAUCAAAUCUGUGUAAUUCAUAGGUAAUUUACUUUUAGCUUCUAAGGGUAAAAUUCUGUAACAAUCUCCUAUUAUUUUUUCUUUCCAUUGCAUUUCCUCUUACAGUUCAUAAAUUAGACCUCAAAAGACAUAAUUCCUUGUAAUCAGUUAUCCUUCAGUUUACCAUGAUUUUAUAUAGUGAGUUGUCAAAGGUAUUUGGAAAAGCCAUGCAUCAAAUUAAAGCAGCAAGUCAAACCAUUAGGUUCAUCUAUAUUAAAUGAUAAAAUUAUAGUCUAAGUUUCAAAUAUUUAAGGGCAUAUUUCUAUAAGAUAACAGAGUUUUCCAAACAAUUGUUUCUAAGUUUUUAGAGUAGACAGAAGCAUAGAAUGAAAGAAUGACUUUGCAUUUAGCCUAUUUUCUAGAUAUAAGAGGAUUGUUCAACUUGAAUCAGAUUGCCAGUUUCAAAAAGACUGAUACACAAAAAAAGGCAAAAUAAGCAAUCACAGAGAAGACUUGAAGGGAGAAAAGCAUCCAAUGAAAGAGCACCUAUUAACUGAUAAUUAACCAGUAGCCCUUCUCAUAUUAACUGAGAAAAAGUGUACCUCAGUGUUCCACACAGCUACCCGUCCAGGCUUGAUCUGAGCAGCGCGAUGAUCUUGCCCUGUUUGGGCCUCUGAGUUCCGUUCAGCUUUUCUAAUGUACGGAAUAGUGUAGUACCCUAUGGCCUGAGAAGGAUGAUGCAUUGACCAAAGCCAGCAGUCUUUUCUUCUCCAGACUUAACUAGUUCUUACAGUGUUACUGAUCCUGCCUUCGUCGUAGGGCUUCUAUUCCCUUUCAGUCAGUGGGACUUACUAUAAAUAGUCUCUCUUUAUACCUACAGAUGAGGAUAUUAUCUGAACUGCCAACAGUAUCAAAAGCAUAGUAAGUAACCUCAUAAUAAAUACUUUGGAGAGAAUGACCGGGAUAUUUACAGAAAUAUGUCUGAUUGCCUGUAGAUUUUUUUUUUUUUAAACGUGACCUCUGACUCUAGAGUAUCUAAUCAUUUCCUCUUCUUUGAAUGAGUAAAAUCUUAAUACGUCUAGGAAAAAUGAAGUACAUUCAGAUUCAUUGCUGCUAGAUUAUGAAUAUAUUAGCUGUUGGCAGUAGUAUGCUAUAUACUGUGCAUAAGCUUCUAAGGAUAGGCAGGUAUCUUUUGUAGUUUUUUCCCCCUUUUGAAUCUGGCUAGCUUUUUUUAUUUCAUUGUUUCUACUACAACAACUAAAUUUGAAAGUAGAAAGUCUCUAGACCUUAAACAUCAUGUUUCUGGCUGUUUGAUUGCUGCUGCCUUAGGCAAGUACUGAUAAAAGUAAUGGUGAGCUUUGCUGUCUGAUUUUUCAGUCUGAGCAGUUCUGUAUCUUGUGUUUAGCUUUGUAACUGUUAUUACUUAGAACAGUAAAAUUUGAAAAUUUAUUUUGACUCUACUCGGUUGUCUAAUAAAGGGCCACCGAGGUUAUUUUUUAAACCAUAUUUUGAAGAUCUAAAAGUGACCGAUGAUGUUCAUAUAGAGAAACAGACUGUCUUCUUGCAGGUUUGGAAACACCUUAAAUCAGGAUUUACCUUUUCUUCAUGCCGUAGGCCAGCCAUCCCUGCACUAGAUCAAGUGGUAAAGAAGGGGCACCUUGCAGACUUGGUAAUAGUUUGGCCAGCCAGAGAGUUGAAUGGUCUGCAGCUCUGCUCUACACAUCCUUUUUAUUUAUCUUCUGGACUGCAGUGCUAGAACUUGUAUCCCUGAAAGAUAAUUUUAUCUUCCAGACUAGUUUAAUUAUCCCUUCAUAUUAAAAAUAUGAAAAUGUAUAAACGUGCAUUACAAAAGUCAAGAAGUCACUAAUUCUAGUGCUAAAUACUUGUGGUUUUCCUGUAUUAUACCACUUUGAGGUUUGUUUUAUGAAUAGGAAAUAUUUCUAUAUUCAUGUUUUCAAGCACCUGAAAAACUAUUUUAAAUUUUUGAGGGGUUUGUGAGAGAGAAUAAAAUUAAGAACUUAAAUCGUUUAAGUGACUUUCCUCCAACUCUGUGAAACUGCUACCUCUUAUUGUGUCUCGGAGCUGUACUUUUCCAGUUAGGAUAUUUCCUUCGCACUGUCACCUCUUUAUCGUGUGCCUCAAAAGAAUUAUUUUCCUAGAAUCAUCUUUUUAAAAUAACUGACCUGCAUUCAUUCAAAAAAAUAUUUAUUGGGUAACCACUAUGCUUCAGGGGCCAGAUACACAAAAUUAAGAAAAAAUGGUCAGCAUCUUAGUCCAUACAGAAUUUCUUGUGCAGCGGUUGUAUAUAUGCAGUAUUCUGUAGUCAAAAGGAAGGAACCCAAGGAUACUGAUAACAUUGCUUCCUAGUGUGUCGGAAGAGUUGUCAUUAAUGCAGUGGUAUUUGGGUUCUCUCUCUGUCCUCCCUCACUCCUUUAAUCUUCUAGCUAGGAUUAUCUGUUUUGUUACUCAAAAUGCACACACAGAGUUUACCAGAUGGUGCUAUUCUGAUGGUUUUUGUUCACAUAAGUUAACGUUCUUCUUAUUGCUUAUACUAUUCUAUAUACCCAAUACGUAUUUAAUUUUAUAGGCGCAAGAAGAUUUUUCAAGCAAGAUCAUUUUGUAUUAGUGUAGGAAUAUUAUAUUAGACAAGCAUUCAGUUUAGCUGGCCAAAUUAUGCUUGAUUAAGAUAUUUGUAAUUUUAAACAUCACAAAUUGAGCAGCUAGCUACUGAGGCAUAGAUUAAUUGGCAAAUAACUUUCUUAAAUUUCUGUCUUUGACUAUAGGCUUUAAGACCAUUUUAGCAUAUCGAAGUGCAUGCUACUUAAGAUUUGUCCCCUUCAAAUUCCUGUGUUUGAGAGCUUGCUGGGUUGUUGCUACAUAGGAGAAACCUGUUGUCUAGUUACUUGUUGCCCAAAUGCUGUUCUUUGUUUGUUCUCACAUCUGGACCCUUACUGGACUAGGAAGUAGUUUAUCUUAUGAACUAAGAGAAAUAGGGGGUGGGAUAGGAUAGGGAGGGCAGUGGGAUUAUCAGAAGUAGGAAAGAGAAAAGUCAGUGUUUGAGUGUAGAGGAAAAAAAGGAUCAUGUAGAUUUCAUCAAGGCAGGAAGUUGAGAGAGUAUUGAACAAUAAAAAAAAACUUAUCAAUUUCUAGAGCAGUUUAAUGGACAAUUACUAUGUAAAUUUAUAGGCUUUAAUAGAGCUUGCUUUUUUUAAAAAAAAAAAAUCCAAAAGGAAAAGCACUUAUCUUUCAAGUGUUUAAAAUGUUUUAUAGUAAUAAUUGGUGUAAAAAUUGAAUUUUGGAAUAGAAUUUUGACCAUAUAGAAAUCAAGAAACACCUGAAUUAUCUUAAUAGUUCGUGUUUGCAGGACCUAAAGUCAUGGUAAACAUCAAGUUUCUAAAAUUUUGAGGAUGACUGCAUUUCUUCUGUUAUUCCCAUUCAUUAAAGUAUCAAUAACAAUGAUAAUUAAGUUUUGAAUGUGUCUUAAUUGGAAAGGUUUGUUAUUUCAUCUUGAGCCAGAGGGGAGAAACAAAUUUUAAACAUUAGAAUUAGGUUAGCUCUGAAUUUGUACUAAAUUGGAAAGGUAAUAGAUUUUCACAAAUUAUGUGUGCCUUUUUGUUAAAAAUGUCAGUUUUCUUUAGUCUGCUUGUAAAAGUUUAAAAUAUAUUUUUGUCUCUCAAAAAAGCCAUCUAAUUUCAUUUGCUUGAAUGUUACGAUAGGAAUGCUUACUGGUAUUACUUGAUAAUCAUAUAUAGACUUGGAACUUUAUAUAUACACAUCUGUAACUAUAGCAGUAUUAAUUACAGUUGUACUUCUUUAAAACAUUAAAUUUGAGGAAACUAAUUCUGUCUCGUGUACAUUGCUUUGCUAUAGUGAGGGAAAACUCCUUUGGAAUGAGCCUCAAUUUACUGAUAGAUUUUUAGUAGUAGAUGAAAAUACAUUGCAAAAAUCUGAACUAGAUAGUGAAGCUGAUGAACUGAAAUUGUCAAUUGCUACCUUGGCAUUUUCUACCUCCUUUUCUGUCAGAGUAUUACACUUUGCAGCAUUUAUUCUUAUUUGUGAGUACGUAGGAAAUGAGAACCUGAGGUUACAACUGAGAUUUUUCUUUUGAGAAUUUAAACAGAGGUACAGGAGAAAUGACUCGUCACAGCUUUUUGGUGCCUCAGUCCAUGACCAGGAGUUACAGUUGACGAGUACAAAAUGUGUAAGACAGACAGUACUGCUGAGUAUUUCAUUUUUCCUGUACAGUCUACUUGAUUUUGUUUCAUAAACAUGACUUCUUUCCUCCAAAAAGCAAAAUGGUCUUGUAAUUUUUUAUAAAACAAACCUGUGCCAUUUUGUCUGAGAUCUGUAAUUUCAGGAAGCAGUUGGAAGUUCUGACUCAGGGCUUUUACAGUUUAAGCAAUUGUCACAUAUACUUUGGAAAAAUCCAUCUACAUAACUCUUCAGUGCCUUGAAAGAAUUACUGACUUGGCAACAAGCAUUAACCCUUUAGAGAAAAUGGUCUUCAGUGCGUGAGCAUCACCAUACACACGUUUGUAAGUCGUGUUGUUUGGCUUGUGUAAUUGCCAUACUGUAUGUGUGCUGGUUUUGGGUAAUGCUUUGAAGGAAAUUUUCUAGAUUUGCACUUGGUAUUUGUUUCUAAAAACUGAUUAUUAAUGGCCAUGACACUGUUACCAGAAAAGUAAUUGUGUUAAGUCGUUAUACAAAGUAGCGUGAGUAGCAUCUGGGAAAAGGAGACAGAGUUCGUACAGAUAGCUAUUUCAGUAUGAGAGAAAGAUAUCUGUGGUAAACACAGAUUGUCCUCCCCUCAAAUGAAAAAAAAAAAGAUUGGGUUUUUUAAAAACCUUUUUAAAAGAAAAUUAUGAAUUGCAUGUCAUUCUUCAUGCUAGGCUUGCUUGGGUUGAAUCUCGGGUACUGUUUUUCUGCUAACUUCAGUAUGCUCGUGCCAUUCUAAAUGCAGUGUAUUUGGUGAUAGAAAGCAGUUUUAUUGACUCAGAGCAGUGUUUUGCUUUGAUUUUUCCAGUGUUUUAAACUUUUACUGGCAGAUUAAAGUCUUGUUUGUGAAUAGAGUUUCUGUAUGGCGAAUGAUUCUUACUAGCUUUUGUUUUAAAAAAAAAAAAAAUGUUUAGCAGGAGCUAAGCUUUUUAAAAUAAAUGCAAACAUUUUACCAUCAAUAAAACCUAUGAUGUAAUAUUAUAUAAGGCUGUACUCUGAUCUUUUGAAAACUAUUUUGUAUAGACAUACAAAUGAGUUUUGAUUCUGAAGGCAUAAAACAGAUCUCAGUACAUCAAAUCCGUUAUUGGAAAGGGACUCAUGUCUUAGAGAAACAAGGGACUACAUCCCCAACUCAGUAGAAGAAAUGGGUGUCAACAGCUCGAAGACCUUAUUGCCGUUGUUUACAUUUAGAGCAUAUCCAUCUAAAGGGACAUAGAAACGCUUCCUGUAACACCUCACACCUUUCAGGAUGAAGCUGGGUUGUGACAGCAGUCCGAGGAGGAUAGGUUUGAUACAAAGUAAACGAGCCUGUCAAGGAGACUCAACUUCGUUCUGUAAAAAAGUUUAUUCCACUUCACAACACAGAUGUAGAUUUCGUUUUCAGAAGGUACACAUUUUGAAACAGUGAUAUAAUUGUUUUGUGACUGCAUCGGUAUUCGGAUGGUUUGAGGGCUGUUUAUCAAUUUAAUAGAAGCUCUUUUUUUUUUUUUCUUGUGAAACGAUCGGUAGGUAGGUUGUCUAGUUCCAGUUCAAAAGAUGAAUUGUGUGUAUCUUGGAUGUUCAGGAGGAAGAUCAUCUGAAGCAAAAUCUUCUGUUUUAUUUGAAAUAAAGCAUACGUAUUCCCACUUUAAAA